UGUAUGCGGAGUCGGCUGAUUAGAUUUAUGAAAUUUCCAAGGCCCCUUUAGAUCCCUAGCCGUCAAGUAGUCCCAGAUAGAAUUCACUUCACCUUGAUCUCCCGUCUCUCAUUGAUACAUCCAUCUACAAGUAUCUGUUGUUGCUGGAGUAGUGUAGAGCAAGUCAGAGUCAGCUCAGUUGUUCAGUGUUGUAUAUAAUAAGAUUGACAAUUAAACGGAUGUAUUAUUCAAAUUUAAGGCUUUUAAAUGAUAUCAAGAAUAUUCCGUGGAGAAAAUGAAAAUGCUGCUGUCAAAAGAAAACGUCAGAUAGACACAUUGAAAAUUUUUAAUGAUAAUGUAGUUGAAUUGAGGGAAGAUGCUGAUUAUCAGGUACAGUUCGAUGCUGGAGAAGCACGUAUGGCUAUUAUGGUAUCACUACCACCGGAAUUUCCAUUGGAAAAACCAAUACUCAGAGUUUCACCACCAAUAACACAUCCUUGGUGUAAUGAACACAGUGAAAUUACAAGUGCUCCAGGGUUAUUAAAUUUUACGAUACACAGCGAUCUUGGUCGUGUUGUUCAAGCAAUUAUCAGAGAAUUUAGCAAAAAUCCACCUCAAUUAAUUGAUGAUGCUUCUCUGACCAAUCAAUCAAGAGAAUUACAAGAACGUAUUUCACCUCUGUACGGUGCUCAACGUUAUCCUGAAUUACAAUCGACAUUAUAUAACACAUAUUACAACUCACAGUAUCCGGCAUACUCAACUUCCAGCGGCAGUAAUUACAAAUACAACUAUGUCAACUCUUGCAUAUCAAAUCAAGAUCAAUUUACAUCGUCUCUACACCGUCCAACGUACACUUCAACUGGUAGUCCUGGCAACUCCAAUUCGAUCGGGACUGCCAGUCCUGUUCAGUACUCCAGUGAUCACCGGCCAGUUAGUUACAUAAAUUCUCACAAUUAUAAUGCCACGAGUUAUAAUAAACCUAUGACAGUAAAUCCCUCAUCUCAUACGGUGGUAUCAAGUCCCGAAUUUCCAGAGCUUAAUAAUUUAACAAACGAGCAGCUUGUAAAGCUUGCUGAAGAAACAGAUAGUCUUGAUGCUUUUUUAAGUCAACAUUCCCAGCUUAAGGAUAUUAAUUUAUUGAUUGAUCAGACUAUUGAUAACGUUGAAAGAUUAGCAAAUGAUAAUUUAUCCAAAGAGACUGAAUUAAAAACAUUAAAAGAAGAAGUAGCAUCGAAAAUCCAAAGUGUAUCGGAACUUAAAGCACAUUAUGAUAAUUUAAUUAGUCAAUAUAGUAAAUUAUCGCAAGUAUUUGCGCCAGAUCAUAUACGCGAGUGUCUAAAAAAGGCUGCUGAUGAAAGUCAUGAGCAAAGUGAAUUAAUUGCUGAAAAUUUUCUCGAGCGUAAAAUAGACGUUGAACGUUUUUUGAGCAGCUACAUUGAGUGCCGUAAAUUAGGGCAAGCACGUCGUACUAAGGAGGAAAAAUUGGCACAUCAGUUGAAUGAACUAAAACGAGCUGAAACAGGACAAAUGAAGUACCGGUUAAUUGUAUCUAUUUUUCUGCUUGUGAUGAUGCUCGAGGGGAUGGUGGAGGCCGCUAAGGGUGGGAUUGGCAGAGCAGGAGUACGCGGUAGAGGCAGAGGACGGAUAUACAGUGCGAGGAUGCCGGUUAUUAUUCCCGGUCGCAAUACCAAUAGUGGUUACUAUGAGAAUAAAGAUGGGGCAAGGAUCAUCAAGUCUUCACACUUUGAAUUGGAUUAUAUGCUGGGAAGAAAGAUUACUUUUUUCUGCAUGGCGCGUGGAUUUCCAAGACCAGAAAUAACUUGGUACAAAGACGAUAUUGAACUUUAUCAUCACAAAUUCUUUCAAGUCCACGAGUGGGCUGUAGGAAACGAUACUAUUAAGUCUAAAAUGGAAAUAGAUCCAGCAACUCAGAAAGAUGCUGGCUAUUAUUCGUGCCAAGCUGACAACCAAUAUGCCGUUGAUCGUCGGGGUUUUCGAACCGAUUACGUUAUGAUCUCUUACUAGUAUAUUGUUAUUAUUUGUAAUAAAUAAAAUAUGAAAAUAUACACGAAUUAUUAUACUAAAAAAUAUUGCGUUAAAAAAUAAUUUUUAAGUAAUUAUAAUAAGUAAUUUAAAUAGGCAGCCUAUUUUUGGUGUAUGGAUAUUUAAAAAUCAGCAAUUUUGCACUUUAUGCCUGUCUGUAAACGAGAUCUCCCCUAGUUUUAUUUGAUUGCUCAAAUAAUUAUGAAAAAUGAUUCAAAUUAUCUGUAAUAAUAUCAUCAUGUUAUGAUGUAUGUACUAUUAUGUUAUAUAUUAUCCUCUGAAAUAAAUAAAAUAAAAUAUAAUUAA
Messenger RNA from Cotesia glomerata, 2328 nucleotides. It is a transcript of the gene Vsp37A, whose product is annotated as vacuolar protein sorting-associated protein 37A-like. The record is from RefSeq and is a predicted model, not a curated record. The transcript is spliced from 9 exons. Gene Ontology annotation, cellular component: ESCRT I complex. Gene Ontology annotation, biological process: protein targeting to vacuole; ubiquitin-dependent protein catabolic process via the multivesicular body sorting pathway; protein targeting to membrane. NCBI's taxonomy places the organism in Eukaryota, Metazoa, Arthropoda, Insecta, Hymenoptera, Braconidae. The coding region runs from base 247 to 2004 and encodes 585 amino acids.